Molecule: messenger RNA, 318 nt
Organism: Symbiodinium natans
Lineage: Eukaryota; Dinophyceae; Suessiales; Symbiodiniaceae
Source: the annotation of a GenBank genome assembly
AUGGUCGGUAUGUUGGGCUUGUUGCAGAACUGCUGGCGGCAGGCAGCAGAUGGGCGCGCCGAGCUCCAAGAGGUCCUCCGAGACAGCGCUGCAGGGACAUCAAGUUUCACAGCAGGGGCUUGGCUAGCGCGGGUCGGCACUUCUACUGCAAGGAUCCCUGCAACAAGAAAGGCCAAUUUUGGCCUCGAGCUAUGCACAAGCAUGCUGCCUCAAUCUCUACAUUUCGCUCCACUAGAUGUCCCAUUUCGAUUCCAUGACAGGUCGGCGAGGUACGGCACAGGCGUGGCAAGUUUCGGCGCUGCGUGUGUUUUGGGUUGA